This is a messenger RNA of Dicrocoelium dendriticum, 4141 nucleotides long. NCBI's taxonomy places the organism in Eukaryota, Metazoa, Platyhelminthes, Trematoda, Plagiorchiida, Dicrocoeliidae. The record is from the annotation of a GenBank genome assembly.
CUGUGAGUACCACGCGGUAACUUCUCUUUCUGACGUGCUAUACUUUCGAGCCUUUUAGGUGAAAUUCUCGUGAAGAAAAGUGUUUGAAUAGACACUUUUGACGAAAUUUGACUUUAGUCAAAUUUUUCUUUUGGAAGAUAUGACAUCCAUGUGCGUGGACUGUGGGAAGGGUGUCACCUCACGUUCAAAGGCCGUCCAAUGCGCACUGUGCGACAGAUGGAUGCAUAUAGUCUGCUGUAACAUUGAUAAUGAUCUUUACCAAUGUCUUCAGCGCACUACCUCUAAAGGCAUCAACUUUCACUGCGAUUCGUGUCUAACAUUGGUCAGCGACAAGCAACUUCUGACGAACCCUUUCAACGUACAUACUGCUUCCGCGCAAGCCGUCUCUAACUCGGACAGCGAGACACCUAACUCUGCAGUGUGUCUGACGUCGUCUGGGUAUUCUACACCGAAAGGGAAACGAAGCCGCGCGUCGUCCACCACGCUGGACUUAACACCGUUGCCCAGUGAGAACGGGAAUGGACUUAUGCAUAAGCCCAAGUCCUAUGCCGCAGUCGCGAGCGCUAGCACCUCGGCAAAAACAAGGACAACCAUAGCUGAGAACAAGGCCUCAAAGAAGAUUUCCUCACGACCCAAGAUAAAAUCAAACACCAAAAACGUGGAACUAAAGCUCGUCUUAAAUAGAGUAGCGCAGCUUGAGGAACUUGUCAGAGAAAAGAAAUGUCCACCAAAGCCAGCAUCACCGGAACGAGACAAGCGGCCUGUUCGCAACCGCUGCCUGAUAAUCACAAACGUCCCAGAAUCCAACAAAGAGACUCCAGCUGAAAGGAUGCUCGACGACCAAGCCUUCCUCAAACGAAUGGUCUCCAUGUUGUUUGAUGAGCAUGAGCAAGGAAUAAACCUAAUCUCUGCUUUUCGCCUUGGCAGAAAACAAGAGGACCCAGCCAAGUUUCGUCCUCUGAAAAUCGUCUGUCAGGAUGAAGAAGAAUGCCAACGCAUCCUGAGACGGACCCCGCGCCUCAAGGGAGAAACCUUCUACGUUCUGAAAGACCUCUCCCCGGAGGACCGAGUCCGAAUGAGGCAAGCUGUCUGCGAGCUGCGAACUCGACGCGCAAAUGGAGAAACAGAUCUACACAUAGUGGAUUUUCGCGUAGUCAAGAAAACUCAGAGAGCUCGAUGGAGGCCAAUCCUCCUUCUUCCAGGACCUCAAACAUAAAGAAUGGACUACGGGUAAUACUCGCAAAUGUGCGCAGUCUCAGAAACAAGCUAGAUGAGAUUCCACUCCUUAUCUCUGAACAGCAACCGGACCUAAUGGCGUUCACCGAAACCUGGCUUUCAUCUGACAUAUCUGACUCGGAGGUUCAUGUUUCAGGAUAUCAGCUACUUCGAUGCGAUCGCUUUGGUGGGAGGUCUGGAGGCGGAGUAAUCCUCUACACAAAGAACUACCUCAAGGCCCACAUUGUCGAACCCGAUUGUGACAAGGAUGAUAUGUCGGAAAUGCUCUGGUGCCGAAUUCAUGACGGAUACCAGUCGCUGAUGGUCGGGGUGGUCUACAGAGCCCCUGCAGCACCUGGCUCACACUUACUACGUUCCGUGCGAACCAACAGCAGAGGAACAAAUUGUCUCCUUAUGGGGGACUUCAACGCCCCCAACGUGAUCUGGGACCUACUUCACAGUGAUCUCUCACCUGACUCCUUUGAAGUUGCUCUCCUUGAUACCGUUCAUGAGUGCAACCUGACACAGCAUGUCCUGACACCAACGCGAAUGAUCCCUGGUCAGACACCAAACAUUCUCGACCUGGUUCUCACCUCGACACCAUCUGAUGUCUCAGAUCUAACGAUCCUCCAACCUCUUGGGACGAGUGAUCACUGUACAGUCUCCUUUUCGUGGACACGACGCCUCACAAUCCACGAUCAGGGGACACUGCGUCGAAAUUUCUGGCGUACUGACCGGCCCAGAUUAAGAACGACUGCAAGUAACAUGGACUGGAGUAUCCCGCAAUCCUUAGAGCUUGAUGACGCAUGGGAACGCCUACGAUCUAUGAUGAUGCGGCUCGUUGAACAGUUUGUUCCAAACUGCAAGAGCAGACCACCAUCCAAAGGACCCCCAUGGAUUGAUAAAGAAGUAAGAUCCCUAAUGAAAAAACGUCGAAAACUAUGGGAUCAUUUCAAAAGCACAGGACAGACAUCAAGCUACUUAGAGUACAAAACUGUCAGAAACCUAUGCACCCUGAGAAAACGAGACAAAAGACUACAAUAUGAACAUAGACUGGCCAUGGACUCCCAAAACUGUCCCAAGAAACUUUUUGCCUACUUGAAGCGAAAUGCCAAAACUGGUAGUGGAAUCCCCGCUCUAUCCUCUUUUAAGGAAGGUACCGUCCUCUACGGUGAUGAUGAAAAAGCAAAUCUAUUGGCUGCGCAAUAUUCCUCGGUCUACUCAGUGGAGUCACCAUUGCUCAACAACUGUUUGCCUGCACACCACUCCUCUAUGGACGAAGUUGAAAUUAACCCCGAAGUAGUCACUAAGCUACUUCUCGAACUGGACCCGAACUCCUCCCCAGGCCCGGACGGAUUGCAUCCCAGCUUCCUCAGAACGAUAGCUGAGUACGUCGCCGUCCCUCUCUGCCAAGUGUUUCGGCAAUCCCUCGAAGUCGGCUGCCUACCCACAGGCUGGAAAGCAGGCACCGUCCUGCCCAAAUACAAGGGGGGAAACAAACAAGACCCGGCCAACUACCGGCCAAUAUGUCUGACGUCAGUCGUAUGCAAAACUAUGGAACGGAUAGUCAAGUGCGCUCUCCAGCUACACUGUGAGCAUCUAAACCUCAUCUCACCUGCUCAACAUGGCUUCCGGAGAGCACGCUCAUGCAUCACUAACUUACUCAUCGCCAGGGAAACAUGGGCAGAAGCCAUAGAUACACGAAAACGGGUUGACGUAAUAUUCAUUGACUUUAGCAAAGCCUUUGAUAAGGUUCCACACGUACGACUGCUACAUAAACUCCAGGGAAUUGGCAUUACAGGAAAUCUUCUCUCCUGGAUUGCCGAUUUCUUAAGGGGUAGGACAAUGCGCGUACAAGUGAACCAAACCCUCUCUGCUCCAGUGCCCAUGACUAGUGGCAUUCCCCAAGGAUCAGUGCUUGGACCAGAGCUCUUCAAACUAUACAUUAACGAUCUACCGACUGCGCUACAAACCGACUGCUUGAUCUACGCCGAUGACCUCAAGCUUUGGUCAACAGUAUCCAGCAUUGAGGAUGCGGAUAGAUUACAAGGGGCUCUAGACCAGCUACACGAAUGGUCCAUCAAGUGGGAACUGCCAGUAAACCGAGAUAAAUGCGCUGUUCUCCCAAUGGGUGGCACCGAACCUUACGGUGCAUACCACAUUGGUGGGUUUCUCCUUAGGAAUACCACCCACGAGAGAGAUCUCGGGGUUAUCGUGACUUCUGACCUUAGAACGACGCAGGACACGUUAAAGAAGGUGGCCACUGGAAGGAGACUGGUAGGUGCCUUAAGAAGAUCAUUCGCUCGAAUGACUCCCGAGAUUUUUCGACCGUUGUUCACUUCGUACGUCCGUCCAGUCUUAGAAUAUGGCCUACCAGCUAGCUAUCCGCUUUCAAAGUUUGAAAGCGCUGUGCUGGAAAAGGUUCAGAGACGUGCAUCAAAAGCUGUUCUGGGGCUACGUGAUCUCCCGUACCCCAUUCGACUCCAGAAGCUAAAUCUGUUCUCCCUCGAGCUCCGCCGUCGCCGGGGUGACCUCAUCUACACUAGACGCAUCCUCCGAGGGGAACUUGGAAGUGAGUUACAACAAUUCUUCCGGCCCAACACUGACUGUUCCACCCGAGGGCACACAUGGAAGCUCUUUAAGCAAAGAAGACACAAAAUUCGCAAGGACGUCACCCUAUCCACUAGAGUGGUGAAUGACUGGAACAGCUUACCGGAAGCAAUUGCAGACGCUCCAUCCGAGGAAAGUUUCAAGCGGCUGCUAGACAAACAUUCGCUGAAAAUGCUGGAAUCUUGCGGCUGUCACUGCAAUUACGACGAACCCUCGAGGAACGUCGUAACGCAACGACACGCAUCAAACCCAGUAUGACACGGAAUCGAUGGGGCUGACAAGGGAUUUCCCUCCUGCUCUCUACAACUCAAUGAAC